UGUUGGAGAUCUGGUGGUAGCGGCUCGGGAGGUUCUCGCUCUCUCAGCCUCACUCUCUCACUCGCUUCCCCUAGUUCCCUUCGGUGGCCCCCCCCCCCCGGUUCCCUGCGUGCCGGAGUGUGUUCGAGGGAGGGGGAGGGCCUCGGGGGGGGUGGGGGGAGGCUUUCUGGUUUGGGAGACCGGCGGUGGGAGGCAUAGGCUGAGGCUGAGAGGGAAUCCGGAAAGCCAUGGACGUCGAGAGGCUGCAGGAAGCGCUGAAAGAUUUUGAGAAGAGGGGGAAAAAGGAAGUUUGUCCUGUCCUAGAUCAGUUUCUUUGUCAUGUAGCCAAGACUGGAGAAACAAUGAUACAGUGGUCCCAGUUUAAAGGCUAUUUUAUUUUCAAGCUGGAGAAAGUGAUGGAUGAUUUCAGAACUUCAGCUCCUGAACCAAGAGGUCCUCCCAACCCUAAUGUUGAAUAUAUUCCUUUUGAUGAAAUGAAGGAAAGAAUACUAAAAAUUGUCACUGGAUUUAACGGUAUUCCUUUUACUAUUCAGCGACUAUGCGAAUUGCUAACGGAUCCAAGGAGAAACUAUACAGGAACAGACAAGUUUCUCAGAGGAGUAGAAAAGAAUGUGAUGGUUGUUAGCUGUGUUUAUCCUUCUUCAGAGAAAAACAAUUCUAAUAGUUUAAAUCGAAUGAAUGGUGUUAUGUUUCCUGGAAAUUCACCAAGUUAUACUGAGAGGUCAAAUAUAAAUGGUCCUGGAACACCUAGGCCAUUGAAUCGAUCAAAGGUUUCUUUGUCAGUCCCUAUGACAACAAAUGGCUUGCCUGAGAACAUAGACAGUAAAGAUUCAAACUUACAGCAGAAUGAAGAUAAAAACCAUAGUGACUCUCCAAAAUCUGAAUCAGAAGGUUCCUCAGUAAGCCCUAUUAAAAAUAAACAUCCAGAUGAAGAUGCUGUGGAGGUUGAAGGUCAUGAAGUAAAAAGACUUAGAUUUGACAAAGAAAGUGAAGUAAAAGAGACAGCCAGUCAAACAACUUCCAGUGAAAUUUCUUCAGUUAUGUUAGAAGAAACAGAAGCAUCAUCUCCAUCUCAGAAUAAAGAUACAGAAAGUAGUUAUACCAAACAGCACUGUUCAGAAGAGGAUGAAGAUGAGGAUGAAAAGGAAGAAGAAGAAGUGUCUUUUGUGACAUCAGGAGAAAUGAUUGGAGAAAGAAAAAAUCAAGAAAAAGAAUCUGAUGAUGCCUUAACUGUGAAUGCAGAGACUUCUGAAGAAAAUAAUCACAUGGAGGAAUCUGAUCUGUCUCAAGCUGAGAAAGUUUUACAUUCUGAAGGUAGUGAAAAUAGAAGCCUUGUAAGUAGUGAUUCUGACUGCCAGGAAACAGAAGAAUUGAUAGAUUCCAACUCCAGUAAAAUUGGAGAGAGUCUUUCAAAGUCAUUAAUGGAAAAUGAUGAAGCCAUAGAAGUCACAGAUGAACCGAUGGAACAAGACUAA
This is a messenger RNA of Elephantulus edwardii (Cape elephant shrew), 1475 nucleotides long. RefSeq names its product protein phosphatase 4, regulatory subunit 2 (gene PPP4R2). Gene Ontology annotation, molecular function: protein phosphatase regulator activity. Lineage: Eukaryota; Metazoa; Chordata; Mammalia; Macroscelidea; Macroscelididae. The record is from RefSeq and is a predicted model, not a curated record. Gene Ontology annotation, cellular component: protein phosphatase 4 complex; cytoplasm; nucleus. Gene Ontology annotation, biological process: protein dephosphorylation. The coding region runs from base 228 to 1475 and encodes 415 amino acids. The transcript is spliced from 9 exons.